AUGAACUCUAUUGCUGGCUCAGUGGAAGCAGAGGAUUGGUUGGACAUAUCGGAUUCCCUCUCCCUACCUUCGCUUUCUUUAGAUGAUGUCCUUAAUGAGGUAAGCCAACUUGAUGAUGAACUGCUAGAUGGACACCUGUCUGGAAGUGUUGAUCAUAUCAGUCCACCGCCAUCUGCUGCUGCGAGCUAUAAGCUGGACAGUGCCGUGAAGACCGAGACGAUUAGGUCUCGUGUUACAGGAUAUUCUAAAACUCCAGCAAAUUCCUUUACAAUUCGAUAUCUCACCAACUGGUCUCUUUCCGAUCGAAAGCAUGGAUCUGCUGUAGCAGUGGCGUACCAUGGGGGCUACACCGCUAUAGCGACUAGCAAAGGCUCAUUAUUGCUCUUCGAUGCAGAGGGACGUUUGGAGCGUUUCCGGCAUGGGGGCGAAUUAGAUGGCUCAGCAUCGUGUGUAGCGUUCUCUAGUGGUGGAGGGCAUAUUGCAGUUGGAUACAGCAAAGGUUUCGUAAAAAUAAUAAACACGAAAAGCGGCGCUGUUGAACAGUUGAUCCAAGAUGCAGUGCAGAUAGGUCGGGGAGUGUUGGAGAUUUUAUACAUUGGCUCUCGUCGUACUAUUUUGACCCUCGACAGUGGUGGAUCAGUGUUCGAGAUCCAAAUUCUGCAGAAGUUUCGGCUCGCAGGGAAAUCGCGGGGUUUAACCACUGGUGGUAAUGUGAGUCCAGCCAUGCAAUGUUUGGCUGAGAGAGCAUGCUAUCAGUCGCUUUGCCGAAAAGGCUCUUCUGAUUGCCUGAUCGCUCUUUCUCACGACGAGCUAUUUGAACUGACUCUCAUAUCUGAAGACGAUCAACUAGUAGUUGUUCAAAUUCAAGAGGUGAAAUUACGUCUGCCUGCCUACUAUCUGCUCGAUAUCCAUCGCGGCCGUAUAAGAGCUGAACAGAAGUUUCUGGACCGUCUUCCGAACUUGCUUACGGAACAGAUGAGGCGGCUCGUCGACUUGGCCAUGAGCGGCUGCAAAGAAGGAAAAGUGUCAGACCUUAUAGCUCAUUAUAAGUUUUCAUUUUUAAUUUCAAUUGGUUACAUGCAAGACAGCGGUGUAGCCAACAACAGCAAUAACAGACGUGCAAGUUGCCUGUUUGCUUUCAGACAUAAAUUCAAUUCUUCUCUCAAUUGGGCGGUGUUGGUACACGGAUGUAUGAUUUUCUCUAUAACGAAAUAUGGCCAAGGUGAUAAGGUAGAACGCGAUAUGUUAUCUCGAUAUAUAUUUCUUGAAUCUCUUGAUGAGUUUGUAUUGGAUGGAACACUGGAGUCACCACCACCAGCGCUGGUUUCGGCCUACAUCACACACUUGGCAUCAGAGGGACACUUCUCACAAUUACAAGCCUCAGUUGUUCGAUUUCCGAUACAAUCCAUCGAUUUGCACUAUGUAAUGUCAACAUGUAAACAGAACGGUUUGUAUGACGGAAUUAUUUACGUAAUGAACAAAGCCCUUGGAGAUUAUCUUUCGCCUUUGGAGGAAAUGUUAGCCGAUGUUUCAUCUUUUGCUUCCAAUGAAGUGCUAUCAGAUUCUGAAGUUGAGCGAGGUAAUCGAUUAUUGUUGUAUUUACAUUGCUGUCUUGCUGGUCAUGCUUACCCCUAUGGAACUCUACCACCUGAACAGCUAGCUACUGUACCUGUCCAGGUCUAUCGUUGUAUCACUUCUUUGAAAGGCAAGGAUGGCGUUUCUUCUGAUGUAUCAUAUCCGUAUCUCAGGCUUUUGCUUCUUUUUGAUGCUCAGCAGUUUACUCAUGUGAUUCGUACUUGUGCUGAUGCGCCGAUUUUUCAAAGUGAAGGCAGAUUACAACGGCUUGUUGAAAAUAUCGGCCGACUGUCAAUGGAACUUCGAAAUGAAUCAGCACUGGUGCAUUUCCUAUUGCUAAUCAGUCAGUUGGUGGACAUUACUGGUGUGGUGACACCCGUUGAGAUUGUUGAAGAUGUUAGCCUAGAAUACGUUGUCAUCACAUUGAUGCGAAUGAAAUGGCAGCACUCUUCAGCAGAGUUCGCUAUUGUCGAAACUUUGAGAGCAGUGCCACAAAUUGACAGAAAAGCUGUUCUUCGUAUGGCAUCUUCACCGAUGAGGAAAGAAAUAUGCACAUUUAUUUACUGUGCUGAGAGGAAAUUCGUUGAUCUCAUCAACUGCUACAUACGUGAUGCAGAAAACGAGGGAAUUUUCUCCGUGAUCCGUCGCAUUCUUCGCUCAGAUCUUACCCAACAAGAAUAUCAGGAAGUGUCAGAAGUUGUAUGCCAACUGAUUCCUCGAUUAGCUGCCGUGAACGCCAGAGAAUGCGCUGAUCUUGUGAUCGAUUGCUUUCCGAACUAUCUUCUGAAUCUUCGUUCGCACACUACGGAGGAAAGGAUGGCGAGCUACCAGCUGUUGAAGGCUGCAUUCGAUAUCAAGCGUGAGCGACAAGAGAAUUUCUUGCAAAUGGACGAAGACGUUGAAGAGCAUCUCUUUGGCAUUGUGUUCGAAGGCUUGGUCAGAGAACGAGUCGAGAGUUUGGACAGUACCUUGCAGGUAAAUAUCGAAUUCCGCACAGCAUUUCUGGUAGCUUGGUGA
Molecule: messenger RNA, 2592 nt
Organism: Cooperia oncophora
Lineage: Eukaryota; Metazoa; Nematoda; Chromadorea; Rhabditida; Trichostrongylidae
Source: the annotation of a GenBank genome assembly